UCAAGUCCUUCAUCUCACACAAAACACUCUCUCUCUAUCGACAAAGAUAAAGAAAUCAGAAGCUUCCACUCUUAAAAUGGCAACUUUCUCUUAUUUCCAAAACUACCCUCAUUCCCUUCUUGAUCCUCUUCUCUUCCCUACACCUAACUCCUCCGUUGAUAUCACUGGUAUAAUCGAUCAAAAUAUUCUCCAUUCACUACCAGACGUUUCUAAAAUCGAAGACACUUCCGUGUACCCUUUUCUUGAUGAGUAUAAUAAUGUUGACAAAACCGAAAGCGAUAGUUUUAAGAAACAGGCCAACACAACCAAAACCGCAACCACCGGCUCCUCUUCUUGCGAGCAGCUGAACAAUGGGCCAUCGACCACCACCAUUAAUGGUAAAGUCCGUCGGAGGAAUAUCAAAAACGAUUCUAACUCAAAGGAAGGAGUAGAGGGAAGAAAAAGAAAAAUACAGAGAAGUGACGUCAAAGAGAAGAGAGGAAGCAAAGAAGAGCCUCCUAAAGAUUACAUUCACGUUCGAGCUAGAAGAGGCCAAGCUACUGAUAGCCACAGCCUUGCUGAGAGGGUGAGAAGAGAAAAGAUAAGUGAGCGGAUGAGGACUCUGCAAAAGCUUGUUCCGGGCUGUGAUAAGGUAACAGGGAAGGCCCUUAUGUUGGAUGAGAUUAUAAAUUAUGUUCAGACCUUGCAGAAUCAAGUUGAGUUUCUGUCAAUGAAGCUAGCUUCUACUAGUCCGGUGGUCUAUGACUUUGGUUCCGACCUUGAUGGCCUCAUACUUACAUCCGAGAUGGGAUCCCCAGACGUAGGAACGUCUUUUACCAAUGCAAUGCCAACAACUACUCCUAUCUUCCCUUCACUAUUGGAUAAUUCUAUCGUACACACACAUGCACAGCUUCAGGAAGGGGGAGGAGAAGAAAGAGAGAAAUUUGUAGACAGAAGUGGGUUCAACGACAACAGCUUCUGUUCUUUCCCUUGAUUUAUUAGUAUUUACAUGUCCACGACACAAACACAAAAGCCUGCUUUUCUUGUGUUUCUUUCUGGUCUUGUCUCUUCAACUACCUAAUUAAUUAUUGUUCUAUACAUUUCCCAUAAUUGUUUAAAAAGCUUGUUACGUUGUGGGUUCGUACUUAUUGCUACCGUUAUUGGAUGUAUAGGUUGGUUUUAAUCUCCUCCUCCCAUAUGCACGGAUCGAGGGAAUAAAAUCUACGUGAAACCAGGGUGGUAAAAGUGGAUCUGUACUUUAUUUGUUCCUUCCUUUUAUAGAGUUUAAAGAAAAAUUAAUAAAAGUACUAUAUUAGAGAGACAAAAGCUCAUUUUCCCCCUAUUUGGCCCGAGAGUUUCAACAUAAAUCAUUCAUAAAGAGAAUUAUGAGGAAGAGGCUAAAUUUAAAUGGGCGAGAAAGAGACGUGUAAAACGAAGAAGACCUCUCUUAUAACUUGAUUUUGGUGGGUUUAUUCACUCAUGCAUUAAGUAUACACUUUGUAUUAGUUCUUGUUUUUUUCAGCACUUGUAUAAUGUCUAGAAAAUGUAAACUAUUAAAAAUCAGCACACUCA
Molecule: messenger RNA, 1551 nt
Organism: Camelina sativa (false flax)
Lineage: Eukaryota; Viridiplantae; Streptophyta; Magnoliopsida; Brassicales; Brassicaceae
Product: transcription factor bHLH137-like
Biological process (GO): regulation of DNA-templated transcription
Cellular component (GO): nucleus
Molecular function (GO): protein dimerization activity; DNA-binding transcription factor activity
Source: RefSeq, a predicted model, not a curated record